Haliotis rufescens (red abalone) is the source of this 3796-nucleotide messenger RNA. RefSeq lists its product as uncharacterized. Gene Ontology annotation, biological process: regulation of apoptotic process; neuron projection development. The coding region runs from base 275 to 2392 and encodes 705 amino acids. The transcript has 8 exons. Lineage: Eukaryota; Metazoa; Mollusca; Gastropoda; Lepetellida; Haliotidae. The record is from RefSeq and is a predicted model, not a curated record. Gene Ontology annotation, cellular component: plasma membrane.
GCAUCUGCGCAUGUGUCGUGCGUCUUGACAGAAGAAAAGCGUCCCAAUGUAUCAAAUACACUCAUGGGCGCGCCAGAGAUCGUUAAUGUUUAUCUACUCCUGAGGCCUGUCCCUUAGUAUAACGUCUCUGAUUUCACUGGUCCAAAGGUGUGGUGUGGGACAUAAUGCGGGUGUGAACGUCAAGAUGUAAUUCGACGCUGAAUGACUAGUGUGGUCUGAAUCGUUCUACUGUCGGAAUAGAGAGGACUGAUAGUAGCCAAGACGACCAGACAGCAUGACGACAAGGACAGAGAACAGAGUGGCGUCAAGGAGAGAGGAUGGAAUGACUUCGAGAAGGCCGGACAAUAUGACGUCAAGGGGAGAGGACAGAAUGACUUCGAUACGGCAGGACAAUAUGACGUCAAGGGGAGAGGACAGAAUGACUUCGAGAAGGCCGGACAAUAUGACGUCAAGGGGAGAGGAUGGAAUGACUUCGAGACGGCCGGACAAUAUGACGUCAAGGGGAGAGGACAGAAUGACUUCGAGACGGCCGGACAAUGUGACGUCAAGGGGAGAGGACAGAAUGACUUCGAUACCGCCGGACAAUGUGACGUCAAGGGGAGAGGACAGAAUGACUUCGAUACGGCCGGACAAUAUGACGUCAAGGGGAGAGGAAAGAAUGACUUCGAGAAGGCCGGACAAUAUGACGUCAAGGGGAGAGGACAGAAUUAUGUCAAGCAGAGAAGACAGAAUAUCGUCGAGAGGAACAAACACCAUGACGUCAAUCGUAGAGGACAUAAAGACGUCGAAUCAAGCAUUGUUUUUACGUAGAGGAGACAAUACAUCAUUGAACAGCGGGAACAAGACAUUGAGUUUCAAGGACAGGAGCACAUCAAGUGGCCAGGACAGGAUGUCGUCGAGCAGAGGGGUAUUUCAUACAAGUGGGAAUGACAGACGAGGCAUGUCGAGUGGUCUACAAACUACAACACAUGUACAAGUUGAUACUGCCGAGACUCAUGCUGAGGAAGAGCCUUUUCAGAAGAUGAAGACGACAUUCAAUCUCCUGAAGAGUGUUUUAGCCGAAAGUUUGGCUGAAACUGAUAAAAGGCCUAGCAAGCGAUAUCCCCCAAAAUCAGUGCAAGAAAACAAAGAAAUACAGAGGCUAGUCGCCAAGGUCGAUCAACUGUUGCAAAUGAUGAGGGAAAUGUCAGAGCAAUCAGACCGAAAACGCGUAGAACUGGAGAGAGAAAAUGCCAUUCUACAGAACAAGUUGGUUGAAGCCCAUGAUUCUGAAGCAACAGCUAAAGGGAACUGUGAUUUUCUGGAGCAACGUGUAACAUAUUUGACAGGGAAAUUGGAAGGCUACGAAACGAAGGAAUUUGAGCACAAGCUUACUCAGACAACACAGGACAACAACGAAAUACACACACUUCUUCGAAGGAGUGUGUCCCAUGAUGACCUUGAUGAGAACGGUGUUCAUGAUCAGUCCUUCGGCAGACAUUCCAUCAAUAGGUGGAGAUCAACAACCACAGUUGAUACCCGAGACACAGGUUUCAGUGAGACUAUUAUUGAAACAAUUCACAAGGAUGUCGAGGAAAUACGGAAAAAUAUUGAACAAUUAUUUGAAGCUGCUUCCACCUGCCCUACACCAACAACCAAGUUUCCACCACUUCCGCCUCUAAUUAGAGGUUUUUGUGUCAACAUCCAGGACUCAGUCAGUUCAGAGAAAAGUCGGAUGAAUAACUUCUCAAGAUGUAUUGGAGUGAACCAGUCCAGACUUUGUCAAUUAAAGGAUGAACAUGACUACAAACAGGACCUGCCAAGUGUGUACUGGGCCGUCAUCUACGAGUGGAACAGCAUCAAUAAUACCGAGGCAAAUCGUGCAACCAUGUUGGACCAGCUCAUACAGGCAUGCGAUGCGUGUUGGAUAACUAAUCCAUUAUCAGUGCGCCCGAUGCCAACCAAAGAUCGUCUGAUCAUUGAGAAGAAUUACUCGUACCUGGUGGAGCACCUCAUGGUGCGACCAGCUCUCGUCUACCUACGGGACUCUCAGAAGAUCACUCCAAACAUAGUCCAGUAUGUGCAGGAUCCCCAGCCAAACCCAGAUCAAGUCCAGAGGUUUGUGGAAGUCCUACCCGUGUGUGGUGGCCAGGCUCUGGACAUCUUCGUGGACGCUCUGCAGAAAUCUGGACAACAACACAUCGCAAAUACUAUUGUAGCGACCAACCCCGAAAGGUUCAGAAAGUCAUGCGACUACUCAUCACCUAUGAUGCAAGAAGACAAGAAAGUUUUAUAUCGAUCUCAGAAUAUUGCUGGGCAAACGAAAAAGAAAAGCAGAUUUAAAUUAAACUUUAAACCAUUCAGGAUCUUCAAAUCAAAGAAGUACAGUCUUGAAGCUACCAGUCCGCAAUGACUGUAGACCGGACAUGGAUUGCGUAGAGAAGAACAUGAUAGAAUAUCGAGAGAAUACGGAACGCACUUCAUGGACAUGAAUUAUAUGUGUUUCCCUAUUUAUGUAAAGAAUCACUGUUGGAAUUAGUGUCUUAACUUGUGGAUUGCAUUUGGUCAUUGCGAAGAAAGGGGUACCGAAAAUGUUUGCACUUGUUUCAUUGUUUCCCAACAUUCUCUUGAAAUGAAAGAAGGGUUUUUUUCCAAUAUAUUCCAUGGCGUGUCUACCAGUAGGGCAAGACAUACUUUCUUUUUUCGCAAAAACAUGAUGUCAUAACGGAUUUCAGUAAUCCAUUCGGUUAAAUAUCAUUACUAUUUUGCCUUUUACACCCAAUGAAAUCUGUUUUGAAGACUGGUCAUUAUAUGGCUUUGACGUUUUAUAAUAUAGAUGUACAUAUUUUAUAGAUAUAGAUGUACAUGUUUUUUUAUAUAUAGAUGUACAUGUUUUAUAUAUAGAUGUACAUGUUAUAUAUAUAUAGAUGUACAUGUUUUAUAUAUAUAGAUGUAAUUAAUAAAAACAUACUUUCAGUAUGUGGCAAUCAUUGCGGACACUUCCUUGUACAAAAAUCAUGAGCAAAAGUCUAAAGCACAGCGUUGAAAAAGCCUCAACCGUGAACGAAAAACAUAAUUCUUUUUGGCUCAAGUAGCCCGGAGUUUCAAAAGAGAAGACCUAUGUUUUGGUGUGUGAAGUGUCCUAGCACUAUGAACCACAUGCUAUUGAGAUGGCACAGACCUUGCAAAGUACAAUAUAGUACUUUGUCCAUGAAGUAUAUGGACACAUCAGUUCAUGCCUAGCAUCGCUCUGCUUUUAGCAGAGAUUUUUUUAUGAUUAUGAAAAGGCUUUGAGAUUAGGAGAAAAUGAGAUUAACCUUCAUUCGAGGUGGCUGUUUUGAACAGUUUUGUAGUCGGGUUUUACUCUAUUUAUUAUUACCUGGAUCUGGGUAUGCUGUUGAUGUAUUUAUAUGAACAAACGUAAUGACUUAUGCAUGUGUACUUAGGUCUGUAUAUACUUAGAUUUACAUAUUUCUUUCAUCUGGAUACUUGCAAUCUUGUUUAUGCAGUAUACUGUAUUCUGUUGUAUCAACAACAUUCUCUCACUGCCGACAAGGGUAGGAUGUUUUUUGCAUUGGCAGCUGGAACCUGACAUUUUUCUUAUAAACACAUAUCUUUGUGAAAUUGUUUAUGUAAACUCUGGUUCUUGUUAUUCAUACUGAUUAUUUAUGAUACUGAUGUUCCCAAAUAUAGAUGACUGAAAGGGCAAAAGGAUACUCCUAUAGGAAAAUAUAUUUUAAAAAACACGUCAAUCUAGUUCUGUGUUGUUUUUUCAUGCAUUCUCUUUUUGAUUUUACAAAUAAAAUGUUAUGUUGUG